Molecule: messenger RNA, 1991 nt
Organism: Medicago truncatula (barrel medic)
Lineage: Eukaryota; Viridiplantae; Streptophyta; Magnoliopsida; Fabales; Fabaceae
Exons: 1
Coding region: 446-1567 (373 amino acids)
Cellular component (GO): endoplasmic reticulum
Source: RefSeq, a predicted model, not a curated record
CUAUAUAAAUGUUUGCUUUGAAAAGUAAUUACUAAAUAAUCUUAGAUUCCAAUCACAUAGACAUAUUUUGAGGUCUCUUUACCUAUGAUCACAUUAAUCUUUGAUGUAGCCAUAGAGAUGGUGCCAUUUGUUAUUGGUUAAGAUGGUGGAGACCCACAUUUUUCUAAUAAUAAAAUGGUUGAAUAAUUCUAAACUUGUAAUAUAUAUCAAUAUCAUAAUCUUUCCCAUUUGACAAGAAACAACAUAAGGUAACCCUUUUGACAAGAAAGUAAACACUAUCUUUGAUUAUUUAUAAAUAAACAAACUAUCUAAUCUAAUUCCAAUCUCUCUCUCUGAUCUUAUCUUAUCUAUCAUUUAUUUUCAUCUUUCUCUUUAAUAAAAUACACUAAAGUUACUGUGACUUUCCCGCCACAAAGUCACCGAAUCAAAAUCCUAAAAUUUCACCAUGGCAAUGCACUCAUCCAAACACACCCUUACCACUUGCCCCACCACAAUCCUCCUCUUCAUCCUUCUCCAAAUUUCACCGCUGAUCGCCGGAAAACCCCACGUCAUCAAUUUCCGAUCACCCAACCUCUAUCCAGAAAGCAUAGCAUGGGACCCAACAAAUCAACACUUCAUAGUCAGCUCCCUCCACCACCGCACAAUCUCCGCCAUCUCAUACACUGGCGUAAUCAAAACCCUAAUCUUUGAUCCUUCCCUCCCCGAAAACGUCACAAUUUUAGGCCUCACUGUCGAUUCUCACAACAACCGCAUCCUCGCCGCAAUCCACGCUCUUAAACCCUAUCCUCCUUUCAACGCUCUUGCUGCCUACGACCUAAUUUCCGGAAACCGUCUCUUCCUCUCCCACCUACCCUCCUCCAAACCCUCUGACCAACCCGUUGCAAACGACGUUGCAGUGGACCCCACUGGAAACGCUUACGUAACAAACUCUGGCGACAAUUACAUUUGGAAAGUUAACACCAACGGAGAACCGUCGAUUUUCUCGAACUCACCGAAGUUCACCGAACCUACGGUGGACCUCGAUACACCAUAUAGUUACUGUGGUCUUAACGGUAUUGCUUACAUCAGCAAUGAUAACGGUUACCUUCUGGUGGUGCAAUCUAAUACAGGCAAGAUAUUCAAAGUUGAUGCGGACGAUGGUACUACCGUUGAGAUCGUGAAACUCGAGAAAGAUCUAACAUGUCCUGAUGGUGUUAGUUUGAGAACUGACGGCAUCGUUUUGGUUGUGUCACCAGAAGUUAAUAAAUUGUGGUUUUUAAAGAGUGAUGAUGCAUGGGUAGAGGGUGUGGUGUUUGAUGAAAUUGACCUUGACUUGGAAGGGUACCCUACUUCAGUUGUAGUUAGGGAUAAUGACAGGGGGUAUGUGUUGUAUGGACAUGUGAAGGAGGGUAUUUUAGGGAGUUUUGGGAGGGAGGGUUUUAGAAUUGUGGAAGUUAGAUCUUCUAAAGAGAGUGAGGAUAAGAGUGUUUGGAUGUAUGUUAUUAUUGGAAUUGGUUUGGUUUGUUUCUUGUAUUGGAAGUUUCAAAUGAGGCAGCUUGUGAAGAAUAUGGAUAAGAAGAUAAGUUGAUCAUCAUGGAGGCGUUUGGAUUAAGCACUUAUUCAAUAAGCUUCAAUAAGUUGAGUGCAUGUUUGUUAUCAUGGACAAUUUGUAAAAAUCACAGUGAGCUAUCAUGAUUUUGCAGAAACUACACUUUGUAGUAUUUACAAAAUCACGUUAAUUCACAUGAUUCUAACAAACCUACCGUGAUAUCAAACAUACACCGAUAAACAGAUUAAAUUUGCACGCGAAAUAUAUCUAUAAUCAAAGAGGAAAUGAUAGAAAAUAUCUCUCCAUAAGUUUAAAAUGGGUUAUGAGAAUAAAUUAUCUAAAGAAUGAAUGUAAGCUUAAUAUAGUUUAUGGACAUACCAUAUACGCUAUGUUUGUAAGUUUUUGUAAGGAUGUAUGCAAAUGUUUAUGUCAUAAUAUAAGUCUAAAUAAGCUUUCAAAAGCA